AUGGGUGUCUUCUGCAUCCGUGUCUCCACUGGGUGCUCGAUGUACGCGGGCUCCACAGACAAAGUCCACCUGUGCAUGGAGAAGCAUCUCUCGGGUGCGGAACUCGGUGAGCUUCACAGAGCUGAGGCUAGGCUGGAGGUGGAAUUCCAGGUGGAUGUGUCAGAGCACCUGGGGCCCCUGCUGUUCGUGAAAGUGCAGAAACUCCAUUACUUUCUGGAUGACGCCUGGUUCUGCAACUGGAUCUCUGUGAAGGGCCCGGGAGACCAGGGAGCAGAGUACAGGUUCCGCAUCCUGAGCCUCCCUGAGGGCACCGGCUGCACUGUGGUUGAAGACACUCAAGGCCUGUUCAGGAAGCAUAGAGAAGAGGAACUGGAAGAGAGAAAGAGUCUGUACCGGUGAGACAACUGGAAGAACGGUGGUAUCCUGAACGUGGCCGCGACCAGCUUGUCUGACCUUCCUGUAGAUGAGCGAUUUCGAGAGGACGAAAAAGUUGAAUUUGAAGCUUCGAGGGUUUGGGGGAAAGCAGAUGUCCUUCUCAACUUUCCUAUAAAUUCUCUGACCUCCUGGAAAGACCUAGAUGACUUCACAUGGGUUUUCAAGCUUGGCCACACCAAACUGGCUGAGCGGGUUCGAAGCUCCUGGAAAGAGGAUGCUUUCUUUGGGUACCAGUUUCUCAAUGGUGCCAACCCCACGGUGCUGAGGCGAUCUACUCAACUUCCUUCCCGUCUGGAAUUCCCUCGGGGGGUGGAGAAGCUGCAGGCCGAACUGCACAAGGAGCUGGAGGAAGGCACUCUGUUUGAAGCCGAUUUCUCCCUUCUGAAUGGGAUCAAGGCCAAUGUCAUCCAAAGCAGACAGCAGUACCUGGCUGUCCCUUUAGUCAUGCUGAAGCUGCAGCCAGAUGGGCAACUCUUGCCCAUGGCCAUCCAGCUUGAACUGCCCAAAACUGGAUCGGACCCACUGCCAAUUUUUACACCCGUGGAUCCCCCAGUGGACUGGCUCCUGGCCAAAUGCUGGGUCCGUAGCUCUGACAUGCAGCUGCAUGAGAUACAGUCUCAUCCCCUGAGGGGACACCUGAUGGCUGAAGUCUUUUCUGUGGCCACCAGGAGGACCCUGCCUUCAGUGUACCCUGUUUUUAAGGUCAUUAAGAGUCAGUAA
Messenger RNA from Microtus ochrogaster (prairie vole), 1155 nucleotides. Its product is annotated as arachidonate 15-lipoxygenase-like. The record is from RefSeq and is a predicted model, not a curated record. Lineage: Eukaryota; Metazoa; Chordata; Mammalia; Rodentia; Cricetidae.